Messenger RNA from Giardia duodenalis, 3156 nucleotides. RefSeq lists its product as uncharacterized. The coding region runs from base 1 to 3156 and encodes 1051 amino acids. The transcript has a single exon. NCBI's taxonomy places the organism in Eukaryota, Fornicata, Diplomonadida, Hexamitidae. The record is from RefSeq and is a predicted model, not a curated record.
AUGCUGCUUCCGGAGCGACAGAUCAUUCUGGUUCAUAAGGACACAUUUUUAAUUUUUCUUGUGUUCUCAGGCGGCUAUGCAACUUACAUGCUUUAUAAAUCCUGUAGCGUCCAUUUCGGUAUAAGUGAGGCACAUGAACCAACCACCUUCUACGAGUUAGAAUAUCAUCAGGAUGCGCAAAUGACUUGCCAGCAGAUUCAAAACACCAAUCCUCGAGAUCGGUUCAUUGAGCUCAGUGCAUUUUUUCCGGCACAUGAGACGCAUGUGCUUGGUUUGACGGAGACAUAUGCUGUUCCGAUCGAGCGUAACCUCCUCCACAAGAUGUUUAGCUCUAUACUACCCAUUAUUGACGUUAGCAAGCCGAAUUUUGUGCCGCCGUCACCCGCAGCGCCAUCUUCGCCACGCCGGAAACUGAAUCUACCUGUUGCCAAAGUUGCAAUGAACGCCAAAGCAAAGUUAAAGGGCAAGCUACAGGAGGAUCCGCACUUGCCCAAGAUACCAGACGACUGCUCGGUGCUCCAGUACUCUAUUGAGAAGAACUUAGUGGAUAUCCAGAAUGAAGAUGUAAGCCAGGAUGAUAUCAAUAUACCGAGAGUUGUCUCGAAGUCCAGUCUGCCUACCCUUGCUCAGGUUCAGCAGGGAGGCCCGUUAGCCGUUUCUGCUCCAACCCCCAGUGUAUUGCUUAGUAUCCCAAGGGGCGACACCCCGCAGUCGUGCUUUGCAUCUGUUCGGUCCGCUAUAUCAACUACGGUAAUGAGCGCCAUCUCUAGUGUGAGGACAAACAGAAUUGGUCAAAGGUUGGGUUUGAAUAAGGAAACUGAAAGCAACGACAGUUUGACUAACAGCAGUCAAUCCACCACUUCAGGAGUCGCCAGCAAUACGUUCUCGACCACCUCGCCCAAUAAAGCCUAUCCAGAUAUUAGACGCUCGAUGACUGAAGCCACUUUGACUGGGGCCCUCUUGGAUAGUACAGGCAAUCUUUUAGUCUUUUCAAAUUUUUACAAGCGUAAUUUUGUUCUGCGACUACCACAAGGGACAGGUAGCGCACUCUCGUUUGGCAUAUGCAAUCAAUAUGUGCCGGGCAAUCCUGCAACUCUCAAGAAGCUUACAUUUAGGCUUAGAAUGGUUACCUUUCCGGUUAUCAACUACUCAAAUUGCUGCCUAUUCGCCUCUGAGAUGAUUUUGAACUUUCAUCACGCAACCCUAACCACGUUUCUCCUUACAGAGACCGCGCACCUCAAGUACUCGUUCCCCUCUAUCAUUGCAGCCGAUAAGAACACUAUAGAUAGCUCUAUAGAUUAUUUAUAUAAGCAAGACUUCAAAGUAAUAAGCAAAGCCCUUCUCACAGAGCCCAAAGACCUUAUACAUCGAUACUACUUUUUCAAGGUGAAUCCGCAAGAUCCAGAGUUCUUAUCGGUCCAUGAUUAUUCAUCAGCUACCAUCUUUAUUCAAAAGCAGCUUACCAAGAGGCUGGCAACAGACUUUUUGGUGGGGUGUGCUGCUCUUUCUGUCCAUAGCAUUCCAAAGAUAUAUCUUCCAGACCUGUCUCUACUCAAGGACCAGGAGCAAGAAGAGCUGAAGCCGGCAGAACCUCCUAAACUAACAUUUGGUUCUUCUCCAUCUCAUCCCAAGAACACAGAUAGUCCUAACAGCAAGUGCGUCGAUAACGAUGCAGAGACCCAGGACAGCAAUAUGAGCACAGUCUAUAGUCUAAGCGCUCAGAGCUAUGCUGAUUUCGAAAUGCUGAAGAGCAAUGGUAUUGUCUUACCGACCUCAGUCUCUACCAAACCACUAACAGGUCUUGAUGCACUCCACGCCUGUCACAAAUCUUUACUCAGUAUCCUUACUCAUCAACGGUCAUACUUUCUCGGCGUUUUCCCCAUGCGCCCUUUUACCCUCAGCUACACUGACCCUCGGAAGAUCAUGACCACUUGCGACAAGAAGACCCUCUACACCAUCAACAUUCUAAUAGAGCCUGCUGAUACCGCAACUAAGGAGAGCAUAGGGCACACGCUUCGGUCAUUGCCGUCGCUAAGUAGCUCAAUCAACCCCAACAUAAGCACAUAUCUAAUUCUUACAUUCCCAAAAGACAAGGUGCUAGGAACAAUAGUCAACUCUGCAUACGGUGACCACAAUAUUGCCGGGGUUUAUGUAUACAACAAGCACAGCGAGCACAUCACCCAGACGCUGGAGCGGACAUUUAGUACAUUCAGCAUCCUUGACCCGGUAUCCAAACGGCGAUCUCUUAGCAAUCUUCAGUCCCUCCUCCCAGAGUACUGCGCCCUUUCCUUUGGCUCUAACACGAAACAGCUCAUAGCCUCCACCAUCAGCAGCGACAGUAAUUCGGGAAUGGCCCAUGACGAUGACGACGAUAACGAUACGACUGUCGAUGCAGACGAUGUCACCAACGUGGUGUUCAGUCAGUUUCUCCACCAGGACCUCUACGACCAUGGGCUAUCGCCCACUGUCACAGGAGAGACGCGGCACCUGCUGGAACUGCAUUUGGAACGCUUGGUAGAGAACAUUUAUUCUCUCGUAUAUGCUAAGAUAUAUAAUAGCGUCAUUUCAGCGCUGAACUGCAACUUCUUGAUCAAUUUCACCGGGUGCAGCAGCGUUGGUAAAACAGAACUGGUGGACUCGUUUUUGGGAGCAGAUGGCGCAGCCUGUAUUCAGGAAUCUUCAUACACAAGCCUAGAGCGCGUGCACGCUUACCUGGAUGGCAAUUUUAACCACCCUUUUGUCAUUGACCAUGAGGACUUGCUUCGUGAGCUGGUGAAGUACCGUUUGAAGUGUGUACGAGAUGGAUGUUUGUUCAGUCUCUACGAGGGGAACCUGUCUGUGUACAACCCGUCUGUUCUUGACAAAGCGGAGCGAUCCCUUGUAUUACACCUUCAUACAAAUCAGGCCACUGCUCACUACAGGAAGUAUCAGCAGUCGCUGCGUGCAAACGGGAACAAGACCUUCAUUAAUCAGAUAUGGCCAUGCUAUGUGUGGUACAGAGACAAUGUUUUGUCGGCUGCAAAGAAGUAUAUCAGCAUCCUCAACUAUGACACAACGCAGCACAAGCCCGAGGAAACCUACUCGUAUCUGAUGUACCUAUUGGGGCGCAUUGUGGAUGCCCACAAUCAAAACACCUCCAAGGGCUCGUUAGUGUAG